Alternaria viburni is the source of this 2634-nucleotide messenger RNA. RefSeq lists its product as uncharacterized. NCBI's taxonomy places the organism in Eukaryota, Fungi, Ascomycota, Dothideomycetes, Pleosporales, Pleosporaceae. The record is from RefSeq and is a predicted model, not a curated record. The transcript is spliced from 3 exons. The coding region runs from base 1 to 2634 and encodes 877 amino acids.
AUGACCAACUUCACGGAAUGUGAAGCGCGCUUCACAGCCAACACCCCCGACGGAGACUCACUUCGCAGGCAAUGGGGAUGGAACGGUACCAUCUUUGGUAUUGUGUACAACAACAUGACACAGAUAUCCACAGAAGGGUGCAUACACGUGUGUGGCUCAGGACCGGAUAUAUACGCAUGGAGGGAUAUUUCUGGAGUAAUAACCACAUGGGUACUACCGACCAUCGGUAUACUCCUGCAAGCACCCUUUGAGAGCAAUGCAACUCGACGAACAAUUUUGGCCAUCACGCGAUGGGUAGGCUCGCCUAUCGCAUCGCUGUCCUACGUACUGUGGAACAUCAAGGUGUCCGCCAAAGCUGCCUUGAUGGUCGACAUGGCUGUUGAAUACGGCGACACGCCCAAAUGCACGACCGAAUUUGGCAGCAUGCGAGACUCGAUGUACCUCUUGCUGGUCCUGAACCAGUACACACUGAAUUCAACCGUCAUGUCGAAGGAUAAUCAUAAAGAGGCGGAGUGCUUGUUGCGCAUCACGCUCUUCAGCAAAGAACUCAUAUUAACAGGUGCUGACAAGACGCUUCAUGAGAUGAGACGUAUACUGGCGCAAGAGGUGCGUGAAACGAGAAGAAGAGGCACUGUACCAGUCUUUGUCUCCAUCUUGUGGUUCUUGUUUGCUUUCGCACUUUCCAUCCAGGAUGCUUUUAGUGAACUAGGAGCCAAUACCACUGCUCACGAUCUAGCGUUGGGCUGUCUGCUGGCUUGGUUCCCCGUCCUCAUCAUGAGCUCUAUCGUAGACCGCAACCCAAUCGCAGCAGAAGCGAUCCGCAAGAAACUGAACACCUUGGUCGACCACGUUCGCAUUUCUUUACGUGACCCGCCGAAUCGUAGGGAGUACCUUAAACUCUACCAAGGAGAGGAAAACUACCCUGAUUUGGAAGACAGGAUCGAGAAUGUAGCGAAGAAAGAACGGUGCAUGGACGAAUUUUUUGUGGAUUUCGCUGGUCAAGCACGCGUUAGGUGGCAUUAUGGUGCCGCACAUGCCAUUUUGUGUGACAUCGAGGAUUGCUAUAUUCAAAAGAAGGGCCGUGACUGGCUGGCAAUCGAACACGAAGCACGAGCCUAUCUGGUAUUGGGUGCCGUCAACGACGAGGGUUUGGUUUGGUUCGAUUUCCGAGAGUUCUGGCAAAUCAUCAGUGCUAUCGUCAUCGUCGGUGGAAGUUGCGGAGGCGCAUUUAUCUUGAGCUACUUCACGCCCACUAUCGAUCUCGGUUGUCGUAGCGGAGGGUACACCAUAUUCUUCACCGUCGCAACGGGCCUGCUUAUCGUCGAAAUGGCCGUCUGGAUGUACUUCUCGUCGUAUGAGAUUACUCCGCGUUGGCUAACCUGCUUUAUUGACUACUUGCAUGAGAAUCCCACUUUCGAUCAGUGGGCGAUCCACGCAAAGACGAUAUGGAAAAGACUAGGAAAAAGCUUUUCGAAAAAGUGUGAAGCCAUGGGAGACUGGUUGAUCCCUAGUAUAGCCUCUAUCGCUCUCGUAUGGCCGUCGAAAGGCCGGGAAGCUAGGAGAUUGAGAGUCGAAAAUUUCUUAGAGGACACGAGGACCAGAUGGCGCAAAGCGCUUCCACAGGAGAAGUGGGGGCUCAUCUUCUUCCGACCCAUAGAGUUCUUCAACACUGGAUGGCUAAUGUAUAUCGUUAUGGCGCAGGUUACUGGGCUGUACGGAACCUGUAACUGCAUAACCAGUAACUGGGCGGGUGGUGGUGGCUACCUUGAUUUCAGUCAACAAUUCACGUCGAACAGCUACGGUAUUACCUUGACCUGGGUAUCGGGUACCUCAUUGACCGCGUCAGUCAUGGGUCUAUCUAUGUUCUAUAUCACGGUAGAAUGGUGUCAGCAGUCUCACCUCUCAACCGAAGACUACGACGACGCCAUGAAAGGUUUACGAAGGACCCGCAAAUAUCGAUUGCGGACAAUGCACGCUCGCCGCAUAUCCCGUGCCACAUUGACUCAGCUAGGAAAAUUCGCUUUCGCUAUCGGUAAAAUGAUCAAUGUGGUCGGUAAAGAUAAGAAGCCACGGAAAACGCUCAUGUGGACCUGGGAUACCACAAAGGAACCAGUCCUCUCUCGCGCAGAUUCUGCAUAUGCAAGAAACGAUAGCCAUAGGCACCCCACAUUCCCGUUCGAGCGGACGCGCAACAACGCUGGAACGUAUAAUGCUGUGCUCGAUACAUCCGCUACAGCACACUCCUCAUCCUCGCCAGCAAUCACACCACGUGGAAUACACAACGAAAGUGACGCCCCGGUCGUACCACUCAGCGUGCCCAGUGGUUCGCGUAUAAGUGAUGACUCUUCGACACCUUUUAUCCCGACGGCAUUGCAAGAGCACCAGCAACAUGAAGUAGAGGACCAAAUGAGCAACGAGGAGCAUAGCAACGAGGAGCAUAGCAACGAGGAGACUCCUUUCUUUGAGCAAGGACGAAUGCGCACCAGUACACGAACUUGGCCGAAUGCGCAGGAUCCGCUGCAAAACCGACGAGGGUAUCGUCGCGCAAGAUCGGAUCCAGAGCUUUCGCACGAUGGUGGAAAUAUUGGAAAUGUUGGAUUAGUAGUCUCACAAGAACUACCAAACCAGAGAUAG